Capronia epimyces CBS 606.96 is the source of this 2193-nucleotide messenger RNA. RefSeq lists its product as uncharacterized. Lineage: Eukaryota; Fungi; Ascomycota; Eurotiomycetes; Chaetothyriales; Herpotrichiellaceae. The transcript has a single exon. The record is from RefSeq and is a predicted model, not a curated record. The coding region runs from base 1 to 2193 and encodes 730 amino acids.
AUGAAUUCCCUGAAUAUCCCUCCCGAGGGACUCGUUCUUCAGAAUAAGCCGAGGCCGGAUUCAGAAGAUGAACAUUCAAAAGAAGCACAACAAGUCUAUCGGUUAGACUUGGUGGAGAGUGUGACCAAAGAAAUACUGCGGUCCUUGAGGAGUAACGAGCAGGUUCGACUUCGAUGUGGCAAGAGGCCAGCCGUGCAAUUUGGGAAAAGGUCAAUACCCUUGACAAGCAGUGUCGACCCCUUCCCUUCAGAGCUCUUUACCAAAUCCUCCGACAAAACUCGCCCUCUCUAUUUCUCUGGACGGCUGAGCCACAGACUUGAGGUACAGAAGGCCGAGGAAGACACCGGAGGAAGCGAUGAGGCGUUAGCGGCCCUCGAAAAUACACUCAGAUCCAUCCAGGAGCAGAGGGCAUCAAAUGAGACCAGUAUCGUGGAUGGGAAAGAGACUAUGCGACAUGCACGACGAAAAGAAAAUAAGCCAUCUUCCCUGCUGGGACAGAACUCUGCUCUCAGAAAGGACCACUUCCUGGGAGGGUUAGCAAGAUCGACACCAUCCACUCCGUUUUUAAGUGCAUCUUACUCUCCCAGACAAGGACCGACAUCAGCUCCCUCGUCCUCCGGACUGUCCCCGAAGGACAGAAUACGGCUUGACGCUAUACGGAUUCCACUCGUGCAUCUUCUUGCUGUCAAACCAAUGACUCCGAAGACGAUUUGUGCCCAGCUCCAUUGCACAAUGGAUGAUUGUGAAAAGCUGCUCGACAAGGUUGCCCGUGAGUGUCCACGGGGCGAUGGACUGAAGGAAUUGAAGGAGAAGACCUAUCGUGAACUGGAUGUGUUUAAAUUUCCAUAUCGCUCAACCGAGGACCGACAGUCAGCGAUCGAUCAUGCCAUUCAAGCCUAUGAUCGAAUGCGAGUGGAAAAGAGAGAUAAUCUGUGGCAGCUGUUGUUGCCCCCAGAUGAACGAGGAAAAGGGAAGGUUCUCUCGAAGCUCAAUUUUGACAAGCGUGUUCCAUCCAAGCCCGAGCGUCAAGGCGAUGAUAGCAAUGAAACCAAAGCUGAAGUGUCUGAGCGAGACCAAGUCGGGUCCAAGACCAAGAAGGAUACAUUGGGGACGCAGAAGAAGCUCAAGGACAAGGCUGGGGCAUCGAGAACACCCGCGAAGACAGAAUCCAAUGGAACUCCCCGAGCAGAGAAGGAAUCGACGCAGUCGCAGAGCAAGACCACGAAGCAAGAGGGCAAGUUCAAGUCUUCAGAACGCAUAGAAGAUUCAGACGAAGAGGCCGAUGCUGUUGAUGUCGACGUUGCCAAGCCGAAGUCACCACCCUCGAAGACAGGUUCGAGUAUGAACAGAAAAUCCGAACCCGGACAGCCCGGAUCAACACAGUUAUCACAGACUGUAUCACCUCCAAAAAAGGCAUCUCACAAAACAUCCUUCUCCGGUUCUUCCUCCAGCACCAGCAGCGGGAACGAAAAGUCUCAGCCUGCUGCAUUGAACUCUACCAAGUCAUUGAAGCCUCACCAGAAGCCGGACAGCUCGGCAUCACGCAUUUCACCCAGGCCGCGCCACGAUAGUUCACCACAAAAGCCCUCUCCUCUGGGAUCUUCCCCUCCGACCACGUCUACCGAUCUCGACAAUUCUAAUUCUAGCAAGGCUUCAAAUCAAUCUUCAGCUCCUUCGUCUCCGCCUUCAGGUACAGAUAUGCCACGAACACAGCGCGGGGCCGGAGACAAAUACUCUCCGGUCAUUUCUGACAAAGGUCGCAAUGUGCCAGUUGGAAAGAGUUCAGACAAGUGUCCGAUCAAACGCAAAGCAGCUCCAGCAGAAGAUGAGCGCCCUGCGAAGAGGCAGCAACCAACCUCGGCUUUUCUUAGCCCGGUUCCUGAUGGCAAGCCUGAACAUCUGAAACAACCACCCCCGAUCAGAGCAGACUCGGAACGCUCAUCCUCACCGGACAAGCCGGGACCGAACAGGCAAGACAUAAUAGAGGAGGCGAGGCGGUUUCAAAAGUAUUACAAGCGAUACAAGGAUCUGUAUGAUAAGAUCUCACAAGUGGACGAGAAGGAGCGAGACGACAAGGACAUGGGCGAUUUGUGGAGGAUGCACAAACGGCUGAAGGAGAUGAAAGCCGAAAUCUGGCAUAACUGGGACAAAGUUGAGAAGGUGGGCAAGGCAAGAGAACUGCUAGCCGUCUAA